ACCGGCUCCUCGAGCUCCGAUGGACCCAUGGUGUGGCCCGCCUGGGUGUACUGCACCAGAUACAGUGAUAGACCCAGUUCAGGACGAAGUCCUCGAACGCGUCGACAAAAGAAGCCCCCGAACGAAAAGGGAGCCCCAGUGCCAGAGGAGAAGCGACCUCGGACUGCAUUUAGUGGCUCCCAAUUGGCUAGACUGAAGCAUGAAUUCAGCGAAAAUCGCUACCUCACGGAGAAGCGGCGGCAGCAACUCAGCGCAGAGUUGGGCCUGAACGAGGCGCAGAUCAAGAUUUGGUUUCAGAACAAGAGGGCCAAGAUCAAGAAGGCGUCCGGCCAGAAGAACCCCCUGGCGCUGCAACUCAUGGCUCAGGGGCUCUAUAAUCACUCCACAGUGGCGCUCACGCGUGAGGAGGAAGAGCUGCAGGAGUUGCACGCACAAGCAAAAGUCUGAGGCACUCACGACUGGAACGCGAGUGUCGACGAAGUAACGGAUGAUAGCAAUUGAUAAGAGUAAAUAAAUUUACCAUUUUACCAUAAAGAAAAGCUGUAGAGUGAAAAUCUUAAAUUAAAAGAAUGAUACAUUGAACAGUGCCAUUGCUAAACUAUAUCGGUUUAAAAGAGAAAAAGAAAAACAAAAACAUUCAGAUAAAGGGCGAUGAUUAAGUGUAGAGAAUGUGAGAUUUUAGAUUAUAAUAAGCAGAGAAUGAUAGCAAUCUUGUGAAUAAGUGUUGAAUAUUCCUUUCUGUAAAUACAUUUUAUAUUAAAGAAGAGAAGAAAGCAUAUUAGAGAUUGUACUUAAUGAUCCCUUAAGCAGUAGAAAUUAUUCUAUUUUCCUCCGAGAUGCUGCAUGUUGAUAUAUUUAAAGAUAAAAUGAAGAUUGAAUAGCAGUUUUUCUCUGGCGUAAAUUCAAAAAAAUACAUGAACUUCAUUUGUCAGAAAUGAUCAUUUCAACUUCUUCUCAGCCAACCAGAUGCGUAUUUAGAUAAAGAUCAUUGUAUAAAAAAAAAUUGUCAAAAUUCAGAGUAAUCUCUUAAUAUAGUGGAUUGUAAAAAAAAGAGUUAAGAAAUUGAAUUAUGUGAAAAGAUUUUCCGAUAGAGAGAAGAGCCAGGAGAAAGAGAGAAAAUAUACAUUUAAUUUUAUUAAUGAAUU
Phlebotomus argentipes is the source of this 1145-nucleotide messenger RNA. Its product is annotated as segmentation polarity homeobox protein engrailed-like. The transcript has 4 exons. Bases 28 to 447 code for a protein of 139 amino acids. The record is from RefSeq and is a predicted model, not a curated record. Gene Ontology annotation, molecular function: DNA-binding transcription factor activity, RNA polymerase II-specific; RNA polymerase II cis-regulatory region sequence-specific DNA binding. Lineage: Eukaryota; Metazoa; Arthropoda; Insecta; Diptera; Psychodidae. Gene Ontology annotation, biological process: neuron differentiation; multicellular organism development; regulation of transcription by RNA polymerase II. Gene Ontology annotation, cellular component: nucleus.